This is a messenger RNA of Dracunculus medinensis (Guinea worm), 3411 nucleotides long. Lineage: Eukaryota; Metazoa; Nematoda; Chromadorea; Rhabditida; Dracunculidae. The record is from the annotation of a GenBank genome assembly.
UCAAAUCUAAAUCAUGUGAAGACGCUUGAUAAAUUGAAGUUAUUCACAACUUUUCCGGCUUCCCUGCAGCCGUCGAUAGAUCUAGUUCAGCGUUGUGUGGUGGUCGCCCGUCAAGCAGACGGAUAUGGUUUAACAGUAACAGGUGACCAUCCAGUCUAUGUACAUACGGUUAAAUUAGAUGGAGCAGCAUAUCGUGCUGGAGUUCGGCAAGGCGAUAAAAUUAUUAAAGUCAAUGGAAUGCCUGUUACUGCAUCUAAUCAUCUUGAAGUUGUAAGGAUGAUUUCAGGUGGAUCAGUUAAGCCAUCAGAUGAAAUAAAAUUGACUUCUUAUAGAGAAAUUUUACUUGUAUAUAUCUCUUUCUCUUUCUAUAUCUCUUUCUUAAAGGGUUUACGUGAAAGUAGUAUGGAAGGUACGCAGUUGGAAAGGGCUCUGCAGCGAAUUGAAAGCUUACAGAAUCAACUGAGAAACAUCGAAUCAUUAUCACUGGUCAUUUUAAAAUUCGAAAUAUUUUACUAUUUGUUUUGGCUUCAGUUCGAUUCUCACGGGCCAUUUUCAAAUUUCAAGGAAUUGCUGAAUCGGCCAGCACAUCUUGCAACAUUUAUUAAUUAUUUGCUGGAAAAUGCCAAUCCGAGUAGUUUGUUUUUUUAUUUGAUAACAAAUGCUUAUCAAAAUUCUUCUGGCACAUCGAAAGAAUUGCGGAAAUGGGCUUAUGAAAUUUUUUCAACUUUUCUUAUACCAAACGCACCACUAUGGUGGGAUUCCAUUGAACAAUCUUUAGUACAAAAUAUUGAUAAGGUUUUCGUGCUAACUGCCACAACGCAAGGAGCGGAAAGUGAUAUGGAACCUCUAUUAAGAAUAUUUUUAAGCGCGAGACAGAAAUCUUUGGAGGAUAUUGCCGAACAUUUGGCUAAUUUUCGUCAAAAAAGAAAAAUAGGAUUAGGAAGCUUAUUUGAUGCAAAUCAGCUCGCACGUAUUAGUAAGGGUGAUUCGGCAAUGGAAAUGCGUGUUGGUGAAGCAAUUUUAAUUCGAUCGCUCGAAACAUUACUCAGUUCGGUCAAUUAUGACCUGGAUAAUUGCGAUUCGCGAUCUCUUGCACUAAUCUCUUCUCUGGCAACUGUUAUCAAGGUUGUUUUAAAUAUGCGAUCGAAUACUAAUGAAAAGAUUCUCGAUAGAUGUCCGACAUUUGUCACAAGAGAUAAGAGCGCCAUGUUCAAAAUGAAAAUGUCUACAAAACGCUCGGUCCAAAUCAAAGGGCAUCACUUUAUUCUCACUCAUAUCAAUCUCACUGUUUAUUGUUAUCAGUGUCGUGAAGCUAUAUGGGGUGUUAAUGCGCAAGCAUUUUUCUGCCAGAAUUGUGAUGUCGUGGUACACAAGCAGUGCACUUCUUCAUUAGUCGAUUACUGCUAUCCGGCAGCUCAAAAAAAAGCUGGAAUGUCUAAAUCGAAACAGAGAUCUACUUCGGGUGGAAAAUACGAAAAUCGAAUGGAUAAGAAAGGGAAUGUGAAAUCAGUAUCAUCCGAUUCGGGCAUCGGCGCUGAUUUCGAAAAACCUGUGUCCAGAUCACAUAGUAUGCGAACAAGGGUUGUUGAAACGGAGGUUCCUUCUCUGGAAAGUAUUUUGGGAUGGGAAGUUGUGAGACAUUUAAAACCUAAAGAAAAGAAACGCCAAGAAGUUAUUAAUGAAUUAUUUCAUACAGAACGAACUCAUGUGAGGAAUCUAAAAAUCUUGUUCAAAGUUUUUUAUAAGCCUAUGCUUAUGCAAAAAGUUGUACCGCCAGAUAUUGUGAAAUUGUUUUUUGCAAAUAUAGAUGAAGUGCUGGAGAUUCACAGCGAAAUGAACAAGAAAAUGCGUCUUACAAUAGAAGCUUGGCGAAAGGACAAUAUAUUAAGCGGCCUUUUUGGCGAAAUCGGUCCACUGAUGGAAUCACUAUUUGAUGGUGAAAAUGGGCAAAAACUAAUGCAAACGACAUCUGUAUUUUGUCAGCAUCAACAACAUGCUCUUGAUAUCCUUAGGCAAAGAUCUAAAAAAGAAAAAGAUGAUCAAUUAGGGCGAUUUCUUGCUGAAGCAGAAAGUAAUCCUUUAUGCCGCAAACUUCAACUGAAAGAUAUGUUACCUGUGGAAAUGCAGAGGCUAGUGAAGUAUCCAUUACUUUUGGAAACUAUAGCCAAAUAUACAAUAGAGCCAUCCGAAGAACAAACGAGAUUGCUGAAUAGUGUUAAUUCAGCUAAAAGAAUAUUAUCAGCAGUUAAUACUGCCAAAAGAAAUGCAGAAAAUCUUCGUCGAUUGGAUGAAUUACAAAAGCGUCUAAUAAUACCUGCUUAUGAUAGGGAACUUAUGAAUGCUGAUCUUUCUUCUCUCAAUCUUACUAAUUAUAAACUUGUUCAUGAUGGUUCAUUAACAUGGCGCUUUAGCCGAGGUAAAAUGGUUGAAUUACAUGCGGUCCUUCUUGAGGGUGUUCUUCUUUUGUUGACAAAAGCUGGUGAUGGUCAAAAACUUUUGUUAAAGAUUCAGGAACCAUCAAAGGAUUCACGUUGGUUUCCUGUUUUACCAUUAUUAUCAUUAAUAAUCAAAGAAAAAGCCAAUGAUAAGCGUGCUUUUUUUAUUGUAAAUAAUAUCGAAAGGGGUGCACAAAUUUACGAGCUGGUUGCCUCAACUGCCACUGAAAGAAAAACAUGGUUCAAACUUAUUGCGGAUCAAAUUGAUUUUGCCAAACAAAAUGAUCAAGUUCAAUUACUUACUCAUCCAAGGCUCGUCAAUGCAAAUGAAAUAAUAGUCGAACAACCAACCGUUCUGGAGCACGCUCGUCCUAUACUUACUGCUAGUGAACGUCUCAAGAGGACUGAUCAAAUUAUCCUCCGAGCUUUAUUAGAAAAACGAGCUAUUCUUACUGAAUUCUUACCGGGUGUUGAUAAAGGAGAUUUGAAAAGCUUGGAAGAAUUGACGGAAAAGCUAACAGGUUUGGCUGUAGGUGAAUUAAAACAGAAAGAUGGACGUGAAUUGGCUGUUAGUGCCAUCGUUCAUGGUAAUCGACUUCUCGAUGCAAUUAAUCAAGCAGAUAAAACUGAUAGCGAUCUGCCAUCUGUUCCGUGUUACAAGCUGACAGUCAUUGCUGCACCACUAAUGAACCAUUUAAAAGCAAUGCUGCAAAUUAUCGAAGAACAACACAACGAAAUUGUUUCUCUCAAACAACAACUUAAUCAAUAUAAAGAUUUGGCUGAAAAUGGUCCUGGAUACAGAACAAUGAGUGAAGAAACAUUGACAGAAUCUAAUCCAAAUGUCGAGAAAAUUAGCUCAUCUGUUAUCGACACAGAAAUGGAAAGACGUAAAAAGCUUCUGAAUAAGCGACAAAGAAAUGCUGCAUUGUCUAUAUCUUCUGAUACUAUGCAACAUAUACGUCCAGCCAGUAAGUAA